UUUGGAGCAGACAAAGAUGGCGGUACGGAAGAAAGACGGCGGCCCGAAUGUAAAAUAUUUCGAAGCGUCUGAUACCGUCUCGCAGUUCGACAAUGUCCGAGUUUGGCUGGGCAAGAAUUAUAAAAAGUAUAUUCAAGCAGAGCCCCCCACCAAUAAAUCUUUAUCGAGUCUGGUGGUUCAACUGCUUCAGUUUCAAGAGGAAGUGUUUGGCCGACAUGUCAGCAACCCUCCCCUUACUAAGCUACCGAUGAAGUGUUUUUUGGAUUUCAAAUCUGGAGGAGCCCUGUGUCAUAUUCUGGCCGCUGCCUACAAGUUUAAGAGUGAUCAAGGAUGGAGGAGAUUUGACUUCCAGAACCCUUCCAGAAUGGACCGCAAUGUUGAAAUGUUCAUGACUAUAGAGAAAUCUUUGGUACAGAAUAACUGUUUGUCCCGACCUGUGAUUUACCUGAGUUCAGAGAUAGAGCCCAAACUACUGGGAAAACUGAAGGACAUCAUUAAACGACACCAGGGGUCUGUGACUGAAGAUAAGCUUUCGAGCUCUCAUGUAGUGGUGCCUAUUCCUGCUAGUCUGGAGGACGAAGAGUGGGUCCGUCCUGUAAUGAAGAGAGACAAACAGAUGCUGCUACACUGGGGCUACUGGCCUGAUAGUUAUGACACAUGGAUCUCAGCCAGUGAGGUGGAGGCUGCUGUGGAGGAUCCGCCCACUGCUGAGAAGCCCAGGAAGGUUCAUGCCAAGUGGAUUCUGGACCUGGAUCAGUUUAAUGAGUGGAUGAAUGAGGAAGACUAUGAGGUGGGAGAGGGAGGACCGAGGAGGAAGAGGAUUUCAGCGAAGACUCUCACAGAUGAAGUGAGCACUCCAGAUGAAAGGAGGGAUAAAAAACCCAGCAGUGCCAAAAAGAGGAAGCGUUCCCCGUCUCCAUCUCCUACCCCUCCACCGCAGGAGAGCAAGAAGAAAAACACCAAGAAAGGGCCCACUACACCCUACACUAAGUCCAAAAGAGGACAGAGAGAGGAAGAACAGGAAGAUCUGACUAAAGAGUUAGAUGAACCCUCACCUGUGCCUGCAGUGGAGGAAGCUACACUACCUAAAACAGUGACUAAGAAGGAUUCAGAUUCUACUCCAGUGAAAGGAGGCACUAUGACUGACCUGGAUGAGCAAGAGGAUGAAUCAAUGGAGACUGUUGGAAAGGAGGAAGAAGAAGGUUCCCAGAGCGUGAAAGGAGAACCGGUGAAGGGAUCCGAUCUUCAUGAGGAUAAUGUCACUGAACAGACCCAUCAUAUCAUUAUCCCUAGCUAUGCUGCUUGGUUUGACUAUAACAGUGUCCAUGCUAUUGAGCGCAGAGCACUGCCUGAGUUUUUCAAUGGAAAGAACAAGUCGAAGACUCCUGAAAUUUAUCUGGCAUACCGUAACUUCAUGAUCGACACGUACAGACUGAACCCACAAGAGUAUUUGACCUCCACAGCUUGCCGUAGAAACCUGGCUGGAGAUGUUUGUGCCAUUAUGAGAGUCCAUGCGUUUCUGGAACAGUGGGGCUUGAUUAACUAUCAGGUGGAUUCAGAAAGUCGGCCCACUCCCAUGGGGCCUCCACCCACCUCACACUUUCACGUACUGGCAGAUACUCCAUCAAGUCUGGUACCACUACAGCCUAAAGCAUCCCAGACUUCAUCUUCUCAACAGAUGCUAUCAUUCCCUGACAAGGUGAAGGACAAACCUGCCGACCUACAGAACUUUGGUUUGAGGACAGAUGUGUACAGUAAGAAGAGUGGUCCAGUUAAAAAUAAAAAUGCUGCCAGUGCCACUCGGGAAUGGACGGACCAGGAGACGUUGCUACUGCUGGAGGGUCUAGAGAUGUAUAAAGAUGACUGGAAUAAAGUUUCGGAGCACGUGGGCAGCCGCACACAGGAUGAGUGCAUUCUCCACUUCCUGCGUCUACCGAUUGAAGACCCCUACCUGGAGGAAAGCUCCGCCUCCCUGGGCCCGCUAGCCUAUCAGCCGGUUCCGUUCAGUCAAGCGGGGAACCCUGUUAUGAGCACUGUGGCGUUCCUGGCCUCUGUGGUUGACCCACGAGUGGCUUCAGCUGCUGCUAAAUCUGCGCUUGAGGAGUUCUCUCGAAUGAAGGAGGAGGUACCAGCUGCAUUGGUGGAGGCUCAUGUGCGUCGAGUGGAGGAGGCGGCCAGAGCAAGCGGAAGGUCAGACCCUCUCUACGGCCUGGAGGGCAGCGGCAUCGCAGGAACCGGUCUUGAAGACUCUGACAAACCCGCAGAGGAUGGAAAUGAGGAGAAUAAAAGCAAUGAUGGUCAAUCCAGCCAAGAUAAGAAAGACAAUAAGGAGAGCAAAGAUGGACCCAGUGAGGAGGAAGAAAAACAAGGAGAGAACGGCAAGAAAGAGGAAGAGAGAGUGAGAGAGGGGGAAACAGACAGAGAGUCAGAGAAAACAGACUCAGAAAUGGCCGAUGGCGAGAAGGAGAAAGAACGGAAGGAGGGAUCCGAAGAGGGUCAGAGGGAUGGAGAGAGUGAGGGAGAGAAGAAGGCAAAGGUGGAGAGAGAUGUAGGAGAGGGAAACCUGUCCACUGCUGCUGCUUCGGCGCUAGCUGCUGCUGCCGUGAAAGCUAAGCACUUGGCUGCGGUGGAGGAGAGGAAGAUCAAGUCUCUGGUGGCUCUGCUGGUGGAGACCCAGAUGAAGAAACUGGAGAUCAAACUUAGACACUUUGAAGAGUUGGAGACCAUCAUGGACAGAGAGAGAGAGGCGUUGGAGUAUCAGAGACAGCAGCUUCUUGCUGAUCGUCAGUCGUUUCAUAUGGAGCAGUUGAAGUAUGCUGAGAUGAGAGCCAGACAGCAACACUUCCAGCAGAUCCAACACCAGCAUCAUAGCAACCAGCCUGGCAACCAGUCUGGCAGUACUCCAUCUGUAACCCACCAAUCUGUCACUCCAUCUGUCCCGCCCCCAACGGCAAGCCCCGCCCCUGUGCCCGCCUCUAAUGCCCACAGUGAAGCUCCUCCACCUGCCUCUCACAGUUCUCCCCCGACCAACACACAGGCUGGAGCAGCACACGAUUCCAGCACUCCACUUCCAGGGGAUUCUCUCUAUCCAAACGCCCCUGUGCCUCCACCACAGUAAACGAGACGGUGAGAUUUAAAGGGGAUCAGUGAUUCCAGAGAAGAAAUGAAAUGAGAUUGAAAGCAAAAGAUAUAGAGAUAACUGGAGCGAUAUCUUCUUUUUUUGUCACUUUCAUCAUUUUUGGAAGAAAAUGAUAUAAAUGAAUUCUUGCCAGCAUCUUGAACAUGACAUGAUUCAAAAUAAAUAGCUAAAGCUAAACACAGAUAACCUUGACUGACAAGAAAAACAAACAAAAAAAACCUUUGUUUAGACUUUUGGAAAGGUCUUAAACCCAAACCCCUGUUAAAACCCAACAAAAGCACUCCUGACCCUAAAAGUCUGCAUCCAAGUACCAGACACAAGGCUCAAUGUUUCCUUGUCUGUCCUCCAUUUUGAGUAACAUCACUUAACUUUGAGUCAAACUACAGGAUCCACGGUACCUGUGAUCUGCACUUCAGAAGCAUCUCAAUGUACAUUAGGUACUCACAUGGAAACAAACAAAAACAAAAGAAAACCCAAGAACAAAUUGCACUUUCAGAAUGUUUCCCGAACCGUACUUUUUGGAGGGAUGAAGCAUACUAAGUCAAAAUUAGUCCUGACUUAAUGGUUUCUUUUAUCAAUGUUCUUUUUAUCACUUUGUAUUUGUUUUAAUAGAAGCACUCGAUUUGGAGUAAGUUCGAAGAGAAACUUGACUUUGUAAUCGUUACUUUGUAUGUGUGUGGGUGAAUGUCGGUUUUACUUUUGGGACAAUGUGAAAGCUUUAGUGGUUUGGCCUGUUUUUUUUAUGUACAAUUCGAUUUCAGCAUGAGGGAAAAAAAGAGAUUACAAAUUAGUAGCCUUUUAAAUCUGUUUACUUUGUAUGAAGCAUCUCUGACAACAUGUACUGUAAACCUGGAAGUCAUGUCAUCAAUAAUUGAUGUUUGCAUGUUAUUUUUUGGGGGGGUUUGUGUGCACGUCAUCUGCCACAAAAUAUCACAAGUUACUCUACCUUUCUAACAGAUGAAAGUAGUUUUGUUUCAUUCACAUCUCAUUGCCAUGCUUAUGAGAAUACUUAAUAAUGGAAGUGUAUGACUAAUCGACAAUGAAAAAAUAAUGGGAAACGCAGCAGGGAAUCACAUUGGUUCCUUUCCAGGAAAACAAUACGCUGAUUAUGUGUGUCGUAUUUUUGAGUUGAAUUAAUCAUUUUCUUGAGAUCACAUUACACAUUUUAGUAUUCAGUGUUCAUGCCAGAACUGAUAUUUCGGUUCAGAAUGUGUUAUGUGUUGUGUGUGUGUGUACGGGUGUUUUAGUAUCAGGCCAAACCCACAAGAAAGUAUUUACGACAUGAAGGAAAACCGUUUUGUUUUGUUACAAGUUAGUGGCAACUACCUGAUGAUUAGAGACAAGGGAUUUUAAAGUUACGUUUGCAGAUGUGGUCCGUGUAUCUCAUAUCUUCAUAUUGUAACCGUCCUAUUUUUGUAUUUUUAUAUGUUUCUUUACACUAUUACGAAUGACGUUAUCAUAUUAUACAUGUCUGUAAUGUUUCCUUCUCUUUCUGAUUGUGGAUGUUGUCGUAUUAUUGACAUGUUCAUGUGAAAGUGUCAAGUCGUUUUAUACGAUGAAGUUUGAUUCUGUGUGUGUGUGUGUGUGUGUGUGUGUGUGUGGUGUGCAUGCACUCUAUGAUUUGCCACACAUGUCUUUUUGUAUGUAAGUUUUUUAUUUUUUUUUUAUUCUACAUUCAUUUGCCAUGUUUCCAGACUACAAAUGCUAUGAUGGAUAUCAAUUCUGUCAAUAUCAUAACCAACAAACACGUACACACUCCCGCUGUGAUCGUAUCUGAAGUUUACAUCGUCACACGUAUGUGAUUGCACAUGUAUGCAACAUGCAGUAUUACUGACAGAACAGAUUCACAUCAACCUCAGACAUUUUUUGCACGCCUCAACCAGUGUUGAAUAUCUCAUUUGAUCAAUUUGCUCAGCUCUUUGGUCUUUGUCUUUUUCAUAGUUUUUUUUUGUUACAUUUUGUUUAUACUUUUUUUAAUGGUGAAAGCUGGUAACCAUUGCAUUGAGAUGUGUGAAUGUUUGGCAACGUUCGGUUUGUCUUUUAAGGAGAUGUAGCUGGAGCUGUCUAGCACCUGUUUGACUAAGAAUGGAUUAAUUUUGGUUUCAUAAAUACUGAACGGUUGUGCACAAUAAAAGGCAUCAUCAGUGAUAA
Messenger RNA from Pimephales promelas (fathead minnow), 5290 nucleotides. It is a transcript of the gene smarcc2, whose product is annotated as SWI/SNF related BAF chromatin remodeling complex subunit C2. The record is from RefSeq and is a predicted model, not a curated record. Gene Ontology annotation, cellular component: synapse. NCBI's taxonomy places the organism in Eukaryota, Metazoa, Chordata, Actinopteri, Cypriniformes, Leuciscidae. Gene Ontology annotation, biological process: cell projection morphogenesis. Gene Ontology annotation, molecular function: protein binding.